AGUACAAUCAAAUGGUUCUCAGUUUCUCACCACACCAAACAAAAAAAACAAUCAAAUGAAUCAAUAGGUUAGAAAACCCCUCUCUUCUCCUGUUUUCCAUAAACCCUAAUUGAUAACUUCUCUUCUUUCCUUCAACUGAACCAAUGACGUCGUCUUCUUUCCUGCAGUACAUCAUCGGUAACACCGUCGCUUCGCCCACCAAUCUCCGCCGUCAAUUCAACCUCCCAAACCUCACCUCCGGCCACCAAAAGCGCGCGCAAUUUCCCUCAUCCCCACCUUCAGCAUGCCUAAACGUCCACGUUUUACAGCAGAAGAAGAAUGCCUCAGGAAUUGGCGCGAAAAGCAAGGAGAUAAUGGAGGAAGAUGCGAAGGUGAUAGUGGGGACCUACGCUAGAGCUCCUCUGGUGCUUUCCCAUGGAAAAGGCUGUAAAUUGUAUGAUGUUGAAGGGCGAGAGUUUUUGGAUUUUACUUCUGGGAUUGCUGUUAAUGCCCUUGGUCACGGUGAUCCUGAUUGGGUUCAAGCCGUUUCUGAUCAGGCCCGUACUUUGGCCCAUGUUAGCAACAUUUUCUACACCGUUCCCAUGGUUGAGCUUGCAAAGCGUCUAGUUUCAUCUUCAUUUGCUGAUCGCGUAUUUUAUACGAAUUCUGGAACAGAAGCAAAUGAAGCUGCCAUAAAAUUUGCUAGGAAAUUCCAGAGACAUACUCAUCCAGAUGAAAAAAACCCACCAACAGAGUUUAUCGCGUUCAGUAAUUGUUUCCAUGGAAGAACAAUUGGUGCUCUCUCUUUGACUAGUAAAGAAAAUUACAGGUCACCUUUUGAGCCGCUCAUGCCUGGAGUUACUUUCCUUGAAUAUGGCAAUUCAGAGGCUGCGAGAGAACUUAUAUUGAGUGGGAAAGUAGCUGCUGUUUUUGUUGAACCUGUUCAAGGUGAAGGUGGCAUAUACAGUGCCACCAAGGAAUUCUUACAGUCAUUACGUGCUACUUGUGAUGAAGCUGGAUCUCUCUUGGUUUAUGAUGAGGUGCAAUGUGGUUUGGGAAGAACAGGUUACCUCUGGGCACAUGAAGCCUACGGUGUAUACCCUGAUAUAAUGACACUGGCAAAGCCUCUUGCCGGAGGCUUACCUAUUGGAGCAGUGCUGGUUACAGAAAGAGUUUCAUCAGCUAUAAGCCCCGGAGACCAUGGAAGCACCUUUGCUGGUGGACCCCUUGUGUGUCAAGCUGCACUUACUGUCCUAGAUAAAAUCUCGAGUCCUAGUUUUUUGGCUAGCGUGUCAAAGAAAGGUCACGACUUCAGAGAACUCUUAGCAAAGAAAUUGGGAGGAAACCAACAUGUCAAAGAAGUCCGAGGGAAGGGUCUUAUUAUCGGUAUAGAGUUGGAUGUACAAGCUGGCCCGUUGGUUGAUGCUUGUCGAAAUUCAGGAAUGUUAAUUUUAACUGCUGGAAAAGGAAACAUAGUGAGAUUGGUUCCUCCACUAACAAUAUCAGAACGGGAGCUCGAAACAGGUGCUGAGAUUCUCCUAAAGUGUUUCCCGUCUCUGGAUUGAAGCAGUUGAGUUGGGUUUGUGUACGAUGAGUCUAUGAUUGUCAAAUUUCCCUGUAACAUCAAUAGAUCCAAAGCUCAUAAUUGGCAUCGUAGCUGUAAAUCAGGAAUAAAUUUUUCCUACUAGCCUCUCUUUGGAUUAUGCCUUGGUUUAAUGUACAAAUUGUCAUUUUCAAGAUAUCCCACUCGUUAAUCAGAACAUUGAGAUCUUUGAUGCUUGUCAA
Messenger RNA from Spinacia oleracea (spinach), 1764 nucleotides. RefSeq names its product acetylornithine aminotransferase, mitochondrial. Bases 144 to 1544 code for a protein of 466 amino acids. Gene Ontology annotation, molecular function: transaminase activity; identical protein binding; pyridoxal phosphate binding. Lineage: Eukaryota; Viridiplantae; Streptophyta; Magnoliopsida; Caryophyllales; Amaranthaceae. The transcript has 3 exons. Gene Ontology annotation, biological process: arginine metabolic process. Gene Ontology annotation, cellular component: chloroplast stroma. The record is from RefSeq and is a predicted model, not a curated record.